This is a messenger RNA of Nanorana parkeri, 2848 nucleotides long. It is a transcript of the gene ACVR1B, whose product is annotated as activin A receptor type 1B. Gene Ontology annotation, biological process: activin receptor signaling pathway; protein phosphorylation; cellular response to growth factor stimulus. Gene Ontology annotation, cellular component: activin receptor complex; plasma membrane. The record is from RefSeq and is a predicted model, not a curated record. Bases 113 to 1606 code for a protein of 497 amino acids. Gene Ontology annotation, molecular function: activin receptor activity, type I; ATP binding; activin binding. NCBI's taxonomy places the organism in Eukaryota, Metazoa, Chordata, Amphibia, Anura, Dicroglossidae. The transcript is spliced from 9 exons.
CUUUGCGUUCCACAGGUGAAAGGAGGCCGUGCUGGGCGGCGCGCUCCCGUAGUGCUGCUCUGUCUGGAUCGCUUGUGGUCGCGCAGUUAGUGGUCGCCGUGCGCUGGUAACUAUGGCGGAGCUACCGGCCUUGUUCGUCGUCACUAUCAACGUCCUUCUGCUCGGCGGCCCCAGUCUGACGAACGCUCUUAGAUGUCUGUGCACUAGCUGCAUCAAAUCGAACAACACAUGUGAGACAGAUGGAGCCUGUAUGGUCUCAAUCGCCAACAUUGAUGGAAUGAAGCAUCAAAUGCGAGCAUGCAUUUCUAAGAGUGAACUCGUCCCUGCAGGAAAACCAUUCUACUGUCUAAGUUCAGAAGACAUCCGCAACACCGAAUGCUGCUACACAGACGACUGCAACAGCAAGGACCUCCUGGUGCCCAGUGGCUAUACAAAAGAUGAUCCUCCAUCAGGCUGGGGCCCAGUGGAACUUGUGGCUGUCAUAGCUGGCCCGAUGUUUCUCCUAGGUGUUAUCCUUAUCGUGGUGGUCCUGUUCCACUGUCAUCAGCGAGUUUAUCACAACCGGCAGAGACUGGACUUGGAGGAUCCAUCAUGUGAAAUGUAUCUGGCUAAAGAUAAAACUCUUCCAGAUUUAAUCUAUGACCUGUCUACAUCAGGUUCUGGCUCAGGAUUACCGCUUUUUGUUCAGCGCACUGUAGCAAGGACAAUAGUCUUACAGGAGAUCAUUGGAAAGGGUCGUUUUGGUGAAGUAUGGCGUGGCAAGUGGAGAGGAGGAGAUGUGGCCGUCAAAAUAUUCUCAUCAAGGGAAGAGAGGUCAUGGUUCAGGGAGGCAGAAAUCUACCAGACGGUGAUGCUGCGACAUGAGAAUAUUUUGGGAUUUAUUGCUGCAGAUAACAAAGACAAUGGAACAUGGACCCAGCUGUGGCUUGUCUCGGAUUACCAUGAACACGGCUCACUGUUCGACUAUCUGAACCGGUACACAGUUACCAUUGAGGGGAUGAUAAAGCUUGCCCUCUCAGCAGCCAGUGGCCUUGCUCAUCUACAUAUGGAAAUUGUUGGAACUCAGGGAAAGCCUGGAAUUGCUCACCGGGACCUCAAGUCGAAAAAUAUCCUGGUAAAGAAGAAUGGAGUGUGUGCGAUUGCUGACUUGGGUCUUGCUGUGCGCCAUGACUCUCUGACUGAUACUAUAGACAUUGCUCCCAAUCAGAGAGUGGGGACCAAACGAUAUAUGGCUCCUGAGGUGCUGGAUGAAACUAUAAAUAUGAAACACUUCGACUCAUUCAAGUGUGCGGACAUCUAUGCUCUGGGAUUAGUUUACUGGGAAAUUGCCCGUAGAUGCAGUGCUGGGGGUUUUCAUGAAGAAUAUCAGCUUCCAUACUAUGAUUUGGUACCGUCAGAUCCUUCUAUUGAAGAAAUGCGUAAAGUAGUAUGUGACCAGAAAUUACGACCUAACAUACCCAAUUGGUGGCAAAGUUAUGAGGCUCUUCGGGUGAUGGGGAAGAUGAUGAGGGAGUGCUGGUACGCCAAUGGAGCAGCUCGCUUGACAGCUCUGCGCAUUAAGAAAACACUGUCACAACUCAGUAUACAAGAAGAUGUGAAGAUCUGAAGCCGCUCACAAAGCCCCUGAGAAAAUGUGGAAAAAAUGUCAUACAAGCUGCCAUGAUGUAGUACAUAAGUAUGAGGCCUACCUCAACGUUUCUUCCCAGACAACUGCCAGUUGAACAAUGGGGCCUUUGGGCCAAAAUGGAAGAGAACAGCACACUUCAAUUAAUUAUAGGUUUGGGUCUGAAACAGAAACUUUUUUGUUUUUUUUUCUAUUUUUUUUCCCUUUUUCUUAAUAGCAUGAAGAUAAAGAAUCCGAUUCAGGUGACUGCCGCAUUGCCUGAUUUUUCUUUUCCUCCAAAUGAAAUAACCAUGGUGGCACCCCGUUUCCAUCUGUGAAGGGUAAAAUCCACUUCAGCUAACUUGGUCCAAAUGGUUCAGGGUAUUGCCUAGCAUACCAGACCAUACUCUCCUUACUGGCUCAGGUCCCAGUAAGCAAGCUGAGGUUUCUCUUGGAUUUACCCCAUUCACAAACGAGGAGACUCCCCUUGCAAUGGAUUGUGUUCUUACAAUUCAGGCUUUGUACAGAAUGACAUUGGAGCUUGGAAGCAAACACUACACUAUCCAUGUAGACCCGUGUCCGUGCAUGUGCAAGGGUGUGUGUAGCUAUUUUUGGACCUGUGUUUUUGUAGGUGUACAUGUGAGCUUGUCUGCAUGCGCAAAUAUAAGAAAAAAAACAACAAAAAACUCCACUUUUUGAAGUGUCUGUACGUAGAUCACCUGACACUUCAUGUAAAGUUUGCAUACAGGGCCACUUGUCACAUUAUUAUUAUUAUUUAGUUUUCUUUUCUUUUGCGAAGCAACAAAAUCCAAAAUCUGAGCUUGUCUGAACAUAACACUAAACAUCCACUUACCAGAGGAGCGGAAAACAAUGAUGGUGAAAACCUAUUGGCAAUAGAAAUGUUUUAAUAAAAGACCCUCAGCUUGUGCUGUCCCAGCGGAUGUGAAGCGAGGAGGACAACCUGCAAAAAUCCAUCAUCAUUUGUAAAUGAAUCUCAGGUGUCAAGCAUUUGCCAACAGCAGGGAUUUUAAAUGUUUGUGCUCAUCAAAUAGACCGGCAUGGAGCGAGGUGUAGAUCCUUUUCCGGCCUGCCUUUGGGAAAGAACUGAAAAGAAGCAAAGCUUUAGUCUUUUGGUCUUUUUGAUCAGCGACUUAGAAAAAUAAGAGCCUGUUUCGGUCGGCCAGGCCAGGCUCCAGCUGUGUCAGGUUGGAAGCAGGGUUGUUAUGUGAGCGACACAUCACAUUU